Molecule: messenger RNA, 2112 nt
Organism: Uncinocarpus reesii 1704
Lineage: Eukaryota; Fungi; Ascomycota; Eurotiomycetes; Onygenales; Onygenaceae
Exons: 2
Coding region: 1-2112 (703 amino acids)
Biological process (GO): ribosome-associated ubiquitin-dependent protein catabolic process; rescue of stalled cytosolic ribosome
Cellular component (GO): RQC complex
Source: RefSeq, a predicted model, not a curated record
AUGUCUACGAGAGCUCUGAGAAGGCUGCAGAAGCAGCGAGAGCUUGAAUCGCAAGAAGAGCGUGAAUCUGAUGCCGAUUCACCGGAGCUCAACGCACCCAAAUCGAACUUCAACGCCUUUGACCUACUUGACGCGCAAGAUGCGAAUGAUGAGGAAACGGACGCGGAAGAGGCGCCUUUAGAGGCUGUAUCUGACUCAAAACAUACGCAUAACACAAAGACUAGCAAGUCUAGAAAAAAGAAACAGAAACAAAACCGAGCGAAAAAGGGCAGAACAACGACGGAUCAACGUCCGUCUGAGCCGACCACUCCGGGAGAUGCAGACCUUGAUGAUAUUGAUAGAGCGCUUAAAGAACUUUCUGCGAAAAAUCAUGGAGAAGUGAAGGAUGGGCAUGCAAAUAGGCAAUCAAGAUAUGCGAGCGAUGAAGCGGUAGCCUCACUUUGCUCCCUGUUUGCCAUUGAUUCCAAAAAACUGAAUGCGAUGACCGAAAUGAAGAGAUUGUUUGGAAGCGUCGCAGUAGAGUCCAGAUAUGCGGAUGGCGGGGAACAAUCUCCAAGUCGCCGACGGGUGAGAAACCGCCAGGCACUUGACCUUGGGAGAGCCCUAGCAGGGAGAUUCAACCCGGCAAGCCGAGGGCAGGAUCUCUCUGGAAUGGCUCUCCGCAAAAACAUCCUCAUGCAGGGCAAAGACGAGUGGCCUCGAGCGACCAGUGGCGGACUUGGCAUGGAAAUCGUAAACAAGGAGCCCUCUGGCGUCACAGAAUACAAACUUGUCCACAAUGCUGCUUACAAAGAUGCUCAAAUACAAUUUGAGAUCUGUGUCCGGUCGAUGCAGGCUGAAAGAAUGAUUGAACAUCUGCAAUUCAAUCCGUAUCACCUAUCUACGUUGCUGCAAGUAUCGGACAUUGCCAAACAUCAGGGCGACCAUGCCGUUUCUGGUGACUUGCUAGAACGGGCCUUGUUCAAUAUUGGCAGGUCCGUCCAGUCAUCUUUCGGGUCUUGCCUGGCAGAAGGAAAGGCCAGGUUGAGCUUCGACGUCAAAGAGAACCGAGAGCUCUGGCUUGCAGGGUGGAGAUAUAUCAUCAAUUUAGGAAUGAAAGGCACAUGGAAGACCGCAUACGAAUGGGCGAAACUACUUCUUAGCCUGGAUGCUGGAGAUCCCUACUGCAUAUGUUUGACGAUUGAUCAGCUUGCUAUCAAAGCCAGAGAGCCCGAGCAUUUUAUUCAAUUGUGCCAGCAUCCCACUCUAAAGAAGCGUUGGGAUCUACUUCCCAAUAUUCAAUGCUCCCUUGCUUUAGCGUACUUCCAAAAGAAAGAUGCAAAGGCAUCGAGAGAGCAACUCCGGCACGCAAUCGCCAGAUACCCGUGGGUAUUCUGCCGAUUAGCUCAAGAGCUGAAUAUAAAUCCCGUACCUAAAUCCAUAUGGGGGGCGCAAGUUCCCAACCAGGCUUUCGAAUUGCUAACCGAACUUUAUAUUAAUCGUGCGAAGGACAUCUGGAACACUCCAGAGGUGAUAACUCUUUUUAUGGAGGUGGCCGAUAGCAUUGGUGCUCCAGAACCAGCAAUCGAGGCUCCAGAAAUAUCACUGAACGUAGCUCGACACGUCAUCCUUUCGGAUAUACCAGCUGUUCUAACGCACCUCCCAAGACAAUUCACUACGAGACAUAUUUCGGCAUCAGACCCACUACCGCCAAAUGAGCUACAGGAAGAGCGCCCUGCCAGUUCACACUGGUUUUUCGAUGCCGUGCGGGGUGCAAUUGGUUUGGAUAACGCAGAAGAACUACUAGGCAGAUUUGUACCAGGUGGAGAUGAAGGAUUUGAGACCGAUGAGUGGCCGGAAGUCAACAACGAUGACACGGAGCCUGCCUUGCCUAUUGAGCUCGACGAAGGGCUGGACGAAAUUGUCGCAUUUAUGGAAGAUCAUGGGUUCGACCCUGGUAAUUGGCUAGAUUCAGAUGAUACUCCUUUCGCCGAUUGGAUUACCACGUUGAAAGCCCAGGUUCGUCCGGAAGAAUGGGACGCGAUGAUCGAUGCCGCAGGUGCAUUGUGCGACUCGUCACUCCUGUCUGAUCUGCUUAGAGACGAAUUACAGCGGCAGUCUGAAGGGGCAUAA